Messenger RNA from Xiphophorus hellerii (green swordtail), 5046 nucleotides. RefSeq names its product amyloid beta (A4) precursor-like protein 1 (gene aplp1). Gene Ontology annotation, biological process: axonogenesis; central nervous system development. The record is from RefSeq and is a predicted model, not a curated record. Gene Ontology annotation, cellular component: Golgi apparatus; plasma membrane. The transcript is spliced from 17 exons. Bases 235 to 2385 code for a protein of 716 amino acids. Gene Ontology annotation, molecular function: transition metal ion binding; alpha-2C adrenergic receptor binding; alpha-2B adrenergic receptor binding. Lineage: Eukaryota; Metazoa; Chordata; Actinopteri; Cyprinodontiformes; Poeciliidae.
GCCAAUCUUCAUCCCCAUAACAGCUUAGGCUGCCAUUGGAGAGCCCGCUGGCGAGAGCGAGCAGGAGGAGGAGGACGCAGGAGAUAACGCAGUCAAUCCGCUGACGAACGAACGCAGUGUCCGCCGCCUCGGCCGAUGUAACCAGACAGCUUAUGUUGGAGACAUAGACACAUAGAAAUAGGACAUUAGAAACUUCGUUAUUUAAAUAAAAAAGGCGCAGAGGAAGGCGAGAAAAUGGGGCAUACCGCAAUUCCCGUCCUGGUGGCUGUAUUGUCCUAUUGCGUGUUGGAAAACGUCGAGGCUCUUGCCAUGACCGAGGUGAAUGGGCCGGGUCCCCAGCUGGCAGAGCCACAGAUCGUCAUGUUCUGUGGCCGACAGCUCCUGCACAUGAACUUACAGACCGGGCAGUGGGAGCCGGACCCUCAGGGCCGCCAGGGCUGCUUCAAGGAGCCCAACGAAAUCCUGUCUUACUGUCAGGAGAUGUACCCAGCGCUUCCAAUCUCACACAUAGAGGAGUCUAAAAGACCCGUAACCAUCCAGGCCUGGUGCAAGAAAGGAUUGGGCCACUGUCAGACGCAUCCCUUGAGCGUACUGCCCUACCGCUGUCUGGAAGGCGAAUAUGUAAGCGAGGCCCUGCUGGUGCCCGACAGAUGUCGUUUUCUCCACCAGGAGCAGAUGAACAUCUGUGAGAGUUAUGUCUACUGGCACAACAUUGCCAAGGAGGAAUGCACCGCAGAGAAUCUCGAACUCCACAGCUAUGGGAUGCUGCUGCCAUGCGGAGACCACUUCCGAGGCGUCGAAUAUGUCUGCUGCCCGGGCAGGAGCAGCUCAAACGGAAAAGGAGAGACAGAGGAAAAGGAUGUGCCUCAGACGCUCGCUUCCCAGACAGUUGGAAAACUCAACUCAGUCGCCAAGGUGAUGGUCCCCACUCCGAGCCCCUCUCCAGAAACGGACCUGGACGAGGUCGACAUGGAGGAGGACGACGACGAAGUGAUAGAUGAAGAGGAAGAGGAGGAGGAAGAGGAAGAUGACGUCAAUGAGGACGAAGCCGAAGAAGAGGAAGAAGAAGAAGAAGAAGAAGAAGAAGAAGAAGAGACAGCGGCUGUGAAGGACCGAGAGGAGUACGAAUACCCUUUUGAGUUGGGUCCUUACCAGACGUCCGACUACUUGGACUCAUUUUACAAUGACAAAAGCCACAAACCCACCACCUCUGCCCCUCUGGCCAGGGGAGACAGCUUUACCACAACUCGCCCCACGGACGGGGUUGAUGUUUACUUUGAGAAGCCUGUGGAUGACACGGAGCACGCCAACUUCCUACGUGCCAAGACGGACCUGGAGGAGCGCAGGAUGAAGCGCAUUAAUGAGAUAAUGAAGGAGUGGGCGGAGGCUGACAACCAGUCCAAAAACCUGCCAAAGUCAGAGCGGCAGGCCCUGAAUGAGCACUUCCAGUCUGUGCUGCAGACGUUGGAGGAACAGGUCGCUGGGGAGAGGCAGAGGCUGGUGGAGACUCACCUUGCCAGAGUCGAGGCCAUUCUCAACAACAACCGCCGUCUGGCGUUGGAGAACUACCUGACAGCUGUGCAAGCUGAUCCCCCUCAGCCUGAACGCGUGCUGCAGGCUCUGAAACGCUACAUGGCUGCAGAGCAGAAGGACCGCAGACACACUCUGAGGCACUACCAGCACAUUGUGGCUGUCGACCCGCAGAAAGCUGAGCAGAUGAAAUUCCAGGUUUACACACAUCUCCAUGUUAUUGAGGAGAGGAUGAACCAGAGUCUUGCUCUGCUUUACAAGGAUCCAACAUUAGCUGAGGAACUGCACAGUGACAUCCAGGAGCUUGUCAAGGCAGAGCGAGGGGACAUCAGUGAACUCAUGACCACUUCCUUCUCUGAGACUCGGACCACUGAAGAGCUCGUACCAGCUGAGAGCGAGGAAGAAAAGGAUGAUGAAGAGGAGGAGGAGAGGGCCUUCCAGAACCGCCCAUAUCCUCCUCGCAUUGAUUUACAGUCUAAUAAGAAAGAGGAUGAGUACGACUAUGCUACAUCUGAGAGAGGUCCUACUUAUGAAUAUGAAGAAAAGAUUAACACCUCUGCUGAGCUGAAACAGGUAGUCAAGCCCAAUGAGAUUGCAAGAGAUGAACUGCAACCUGAUGCCCUGGAGACAUUUAACCGUGGCGCCAUGGUUGGGUUGCUGGUGGUGGCCGUAGCCAUUGCCAUGGUGAUGGUAAUCAGCCUGCUUCUGGUGCGCAGAAAGCCAUAUGGCACUAUUAGCCAUGGCAUUGUGGAGCAGGUCGACCCUAUGUUGACACCCGAGGAAAGGCAGCUCAACAAAAUGCAAAACCACGGCUACGAGAACCCCACCUACAAGUUCUUUGAGCAGAUGAACUGAAGCACUGGAUGCUACCAGCAAGUCAUGCCUGACCACAUUUUGUCCCUCCAAAACCCCUCCCCUCCGACUUGUCUCCCCACUCGUCUUGAAAGUGGUGUCCCAGAUGCACUUCCUGUGAUGGAUUUAUGAUGUGUUGCAUAUUUAAAUUAACUGAUGAUAAAGUACUAGGUUCCUUACCCAUAGCCAGUUAAUCGCAUCAUAAUGUGAUUAAUGAGAUGUAAUACAAUCCUACAGUAUAUUACUUAUUGCAGUCAAAUAUUCCUUUUGGGUAAGCAGAGGUACACCAUUUCAUAAUCGCAGAAACCAUCCAUCUCAUCCUUGUGGCAUGACUUGACCUACUGCUCCUCCCUUGCAGCUGAAUUUUGAAUGGUGCAUAAUGCUUUAUUAUUAGUAUUUAUUUUUCAUUAGUAGUUUCUUUGUUGAGACUGAGCCACAGUUAGAUUUAUCUGUGUAGAUGAGCGUGAAUGGCAGCCUAGCUGAUAAUCUAACUGAAAACUUACCUCCACGAGUUACUAUGACAACUGUAGGAAAAGAUGUGGAGAUUUCGAAUGUAUGAGACAAACAGGCUUUAAUUUAAAAACACAGAAAAACACAAAUUAAUGCAGAAACACUGUAUGUGCUGGUUGUUCAAAAAAUAUUUAGACUUCUGAACAGGAACCAUUUGGCAAAAAUACACACGAGCUUUAAUUUAGCCAGUUUAUUUGUUUUAUUAUUCGGCUUUCAAAAAGAUCUGUACUAAUUAUUCUGAAUAUUCAGAAGUCUAUUAUUUUACUGGAAGCAUGACAACUUUUGGUGUAUGAUGCUGCAGUAUUUAUUUGUGUUGUUCCUGUCAUUGCUUUCAAAGAGUCCAAAAUGUUCCAGACGGACACUGUAAAUAACGUAAGUACCUGCUACUAGAUGUAGACAUUUCUAUGAUUAAUUUGCAUCGGUGUAAUGGAAAAAUAUGUUUUAAAAAAUAAAGACAUAAUAAACACAUUGUGCUGUUAUGAGAAGGAGAAACAUUUUCCUAACAUGGCUGAUUGAAAACGGACUGUUGUAAAAACCAGCACAAGACAACGACACAGCAACUACUUUCUGAAUGUAUUUGAGGUAGACGUUGAGAUUCCUCCCUCUUUUACUUUAAUGCAUCACUCCCCUUGUAGUGAACAUCAGUAGGUAGCGCACUUUGACACAUUUAAGGACUAUUUCCCUGGUGCCCUUGUCAUCACUUUGUGUAGCAGCCUGUUUAUUUUCACAUUUGAGCAGAGGGAUUAUACUAAAUAAAUCCUGCACAGAGCAGUAAAGUGUAAAAAAAAGGGCACAACUAUGGUAUUGGGUCACCAUAUGAAGUAUCAACUAGAGUCUAGACAAAGACACUCCGCCAUGGUAGUCAUACUCUUGUUUUUUUCAAUAUAUAUCUAUAUAUAUAUACAUCAAUUUGACCUCUUUAAACUCAUCACACUGGAUUAUAGUAGUCUGUAGAAGCUUUACAUAGGUCUCCUUGUAGAAAGGCUUUCAACUGAAUGACUCAUUCUAGUUUUCAUAUUUAUGAUCAACCUGCUACCCUAAAUAGGUGAGUCAAGAAAAGGGAUUGCCCCUUGAAAUUCUGGCGAACUGUUUACUGCUUAGUGUGUCAUUUUGUUUUCCUCUACCCUCUAAAAUUUAUUACUGGUCACCUUGAUUAGAAAAGGUCACACUGUGGAGUUUAUCAGGCUUUAAUUAUAUGUUUUAGCACAAACAAUGCCAUAUUUGUUUAUGUCUGUUUUCAGUUUUACAUAAAGCUCCUGAAUAAACUGAGUGAGGGGAGGGGCUUUUCUUUUUUUGUGUGUGUGCUUUCAGAAAAAAGAAAAAAUGAAAUUGAGGUUUGCCAUAAUUUUGUUUGUCUCGUUAGGUGGGUUUAAAAGCGGGUUGUGGUCAUGUUAUGACAGGAUAAGAGAAGUCGCAGCCCCGUGUAUAAAGUGUACAGCUCCGUUAGUGAAUGAAAACAAUGUAUGUUCACAGUUUAAGUCAGUCGAUCUUGUAAUGAUACUACUGAAACCAUAGAUGAGAAUAAGCUUGCCUGUGUUUCCCAAACCACCGAAGGUUUCCUACCAGCAUUUAGCAAAACUCAACAUGGUGUAUACUCUAGUUACUCAAGUCACAUUUGUACUUAAACAUCCUGAUUCAGAUUCUAGACUUCUUCGUUGGUCCGUCCCCUUAUUCCCUUAUAAAAUAUAAACUAUGUUAUCGAGGUUUUAAUUGCUGCAUUAUUGCCUUUUACAAUGCUGUGUUUUGGAUGUAACUAUUAUGUAUUUUUUAUUUAUUAUGUAACAAUCAGUUGGAUUGAGGGUCAUGCAAUUCACAUGUAAUUAAAAGCAUGUAUGCAAAAAAAUAAAAAAAAUAGAUGAUGCUGAGGAAAUGUGAAUCUUAAUUGACAUGCAGUGGCAUUAAGCACAACUAAAUUGUUGUAAACCUGGUGAAACGAUGUAAACUUAUUCACCAGGAUGUUGUUACUACUACUGAAAGAGCUGUUCUUCAUUUUCAUUAAGACCUUUAACCAAAGACAUGCUCCAUGACUUCUUGAAACAGAUUUCUUUAUUUGGCAAAGUGUUCCUGUGUAACUGUACUGUAAACAAUCUGGCAAAUUUAAACUGGUUGAGUUAAUUAAAAGUGUAAUAAAGGUAAAUGAUCCCUUAAGCGUCA